AUGGAUGAUGGGCCACUUGGAGAGGAUCACCAUCAUGGCGACAACAACAACAACGACGAAGGCCAACAUCAUCAUAAUCAUCAACACAAUCAUCAUAAUCAUGAUAAUGGAUGCCACAAUGUGGAUGAUGCCGCAGUGGAACAGGGCGAUUUGACCUCGGAAACAGUCAGUAUCAGUCUGGAAAGUUUGAUAAGGGAUGUCCACCAACCUUCAGAGUUGGAGGGCAAGCGUAAUAAGUCAGCAUUGGAGUUCACAAUGGGUUAUGGACAGGAUGAGAUUGAAAUCGAUUCCAGCCAGCCGUGGAACAAUCGUGAUCUUUCAAACAGCGCCACUUCACAUGUCAAUCUACAACUUUCCAACUUUAGCGAUGAUGAUCAAGAUAGCAGCGACGAUGAAUAUGACAGUCUUGAAGUGUCAAUGGAUCGCGGAGACAGAGACCUGCGGCGACCCACCUCUGCCGCCAACACCAACUCCACACGCGCAACUGAGCUUGGCCAGAGAUUGAAGUCAUACGACUGCGCCAUGCCAUAUCUUCGCCUGCUACGGGAUAAUCGAGCGUAUAGAUACUACUUUUUUUCAUCACUCAUAUCGAUGAUGGGCGACUGGUUCAACGAGCUGGCUUGUCUGACAUUGCUGCAUAGGUUUGGCGCCAGUGGCUUGAUGGUCAGUCUGUACUUGAUAUUGCGCGAGUGCCCGCCCUUCCUGUUCCAACCACUCACUGGCGUGGUGUCUGAUCGAUUCGAUCGUCGACAUAUCAUGAUCGCCACAGACCUGCUGCGCACACUGAUCGUGCCCUUGUUCCUGUUUGUUCGAUCGCCCGACUCAUUAUGGCUGCUCUACUUGCUCGCAUUUCUACAGUUUACAAUUGGCGCAUUCUUCAUGCCGGCCAAAUCGGCAUUGUUGCCUUCGCUUGUCAAGAAGGAUGACCUGAUCACGGCCAAUGCCACCGAGCAGACAUCAUACUCAUCGAUGAUGUUGUUUGGCGCAUCACUUGGUGGCUCUGUCAGCUACAUUCUCGGCACCAAUGCCAACUAUCUCAUCGACAGCAUGACCUACAUUGGCUCAGCAAUCUGUGUAUUCAUUCUCAUCAAGAUUGGCAAUAGUCCAUUAGGCUAUCAAGGUAGCAACGUACAAGGACACGCACCACUUCACUCUCUAGAGGACAAUGAGUACUUGGAGGAAGUGGACCUCGAUGCUGAGGCCGAGGCUGAGGCGGAUAAUGGACCCAAGGCAAUCAUCCUAACCGAAACAAAUAGGUCCAUUCAAACAACAAAACAACAACAAAAUGGACAACGGACGACACAUAAGGUGUGGAGCAGUAUCAAAGAGUACAUGGGAUUAUACCGCCAAGGUCUUAAAUUCCUUGGAGAUAAUCAUUAUAUUUUAUUGAUUGCAUUGACCAAGUCAUGUGGCGCAAUGGUCUGGUCAGGCAUCGACACUGUACUCAUUCGAUUCGCUCAGGUCAAUUUUAAAAUGGGCGAUGAUGGAUCACUCAGCCUUGGCAUCAUCCUAGCAUGUGGAGGACUCGGAGUACUCCUUGUACCCUUUGUCUUUGCUCGAAUUGUCAAAGACACUCCAGAGAAUCACAUCAACAUCCUACGUUAUGGAUAUUUUAUGAAUUGCUUUGGAACAUUCUGGCUGGCAUUCACAUCGACCAACUUCCCAUUGUUCUUGAUAUCCAAUGUGGUGAGAUCAUCUUCAACUUGUGUACUUUGGUUGUAUUCUUCAUCGAUUUUGCAACAGAGAGUGCCGGAUCAUGUUAGGGGUCGAGUCUUCUCGUUUGAAUUUGGUAUUCUACAAGUUGUUGCAGUGUUUGCUCGAUUGGCCACUGGAUUCAUGUUGGACGUUGCACAAUACUCCCCAACAAAGAUCACCUACAUCUAUGGAGGCAUAGGUGCAGUUAUCUUUAUACUCUGGAAUCUAAUUAUUACAAAGUAUAAACAUGUGGCGGCAACGAUGUCGACACAUUAG
This is a messenger RNA of Acytostelium subglobosum LB1, 1971 nucleotides long. RefSeq lists its product as hypothetical. Gene Ontology annotation, molecular function: transmembrane transporter activity. Gene Ontology annotation, biological process: transmembrane transport. Bases 1 to 1971 code for a protein of 656 amino acids. The transcript has 2 exons. The record is from RefSeq and is a predicted model, not a curated record. NCBI's taxonomy places the organism in Eukaryota, Evosea, Eumycetozoa, Acytosteliales, Acytosteliaceae.